CACCGGGUGGCUGAUAGGAGGGGUUGGAGUGAGUGACGCUGGCUGCGCCUUGACGCUGAGCGGAGCGCUCACCUGCAGACGAGAAGAGCCGGGGAAAACUCGGGACAGAGCUGCAGCACACACUCACGGAGCGCAGGGUGAAACGCAGCGAACAGUCUGACCAAAGUGGGAGAGGAAAUUAAACAGUCACCGAGGAAGAACCGCGGAGCGACCUUCUUUUCUUUUCUCUCUCUCCUGCUCCUUGUCCAGGCAGCUUUGACUCGGUUUUACUCGUCACAAUGAGGACUGACUUCGCAGUGGUCCUGACAACAGCUCUUCUUUUUGAUACAAUUUGGAGGAAUAAUGGGGAGCACGCCUCCCAAGGUCCCUGUCGACCUGGCUUCUCGCAAAGCUUCUACUUUGUCCAGAUAACGAGGGAUGUACUGCAAGGCCAGGGCGUACUUAAAGGUACUCCAGUAUCACCACAAAAAGUGAAGUUUGACGACUGCAUGGGGAAUGAGGCCGUGGUUUUCCAGAGCACCGACCCGGUCUUCAACGUCCGGACAGAUGGAUCCAUCUUUGCCAAGGGACAGGGAGCCAGCUUGGAUGAGACAGUUCAGUUUAAAGUGACAGCGCGUGGCCCUCACACAAAUGUCUGGGAGACUGUGGUUCAACUGACCCUGAUUGACCUGUCGUCAUCAGGGCAAAAUGAAAAUGAGGUCACAGAGGAAGCAGGGAACAUCAGUGAGCAAAACAAGAAGAAGGACACGUCGCAGGCACCAACUCCUGUCAUCAUGUUCCCAGGGUCCCGUGUCAACAGCACCAGGGGUCUCCGAAGGCAGAAGAGAGACUGGGUGAUCCCACCAAUCAACGUGGCAGAAAAUUCUCGUGGACCAUUCCCUCAGAUGCUCGUCAGUAUUCGUUCCGACCAAGACCAGGACAUUCCAAUCCGAUACAGCAUUACUGGGGUGGGAGCAGAUCAACCACCCAAUGAGGUGUUCAGCAUCGACCCUGUGCUCGGAAAGAUGUUUGUCACCAAACCUCUGGAUCGAGAACAUCGAUCUUCUUAUCAUCUGCGGGCCCAUGCAGUGGACAUAAAUGGGAACCAGGUCGAGAAUCCGAUUGAUCUGUACAUCUUCGUUAUUGACAUGAAUGACAACAGGCCAGAGUUCAAAAACCAGGUCUACAAUGGUUCUGUGGAUGAAGGUUCUAAACCAGGUACUUAUGUAAUGCAUCUAUCUGCAUUUGAUGCCGAUGACAACACCACAGCUAAUGGAAUGGUGCGCUAUCGGAUCCUGUCCCAGACACCGCACAGCCCCAUCCCUAACAUGUUCACCAUCAACAGUGAGACAGGGGACAUUAUGACAGUGGCGCCUGGACUCGACAGAGAGAAAGUGUCCCAGUACACCAUCAUUGUGCAAGCCACAGACAUGGAGGGAAACCUCAACUUUGGCCUUUCCAACACAGCCACUGCCAUCAUCACUGUCACGGACAUCAACGAUAACCCUCCCAUGCUGACCUCAAGAACUUUUUCUGGCGAGGUCCCAGAGAACACAGUGGAUGUUACGGUGGCUAAUCUGACUGUAAUAGAUGCUGACCAGCCUCAUUCUCCUAACUGGAACGCCGUUUACAGGAUCAUCAGUGGGGACCCAACUGGGCACUUUACCAUCCGCACUGAUCCCAUUUCCAACGACGGCAUGGUCACCGUGGUGAAGCCAGUCGAUUUCGAGAUGAACCGGUCCUUCAUGCUGACAGUGGUUGUGUCAAACCAGGCCCACCUGGCCAGCGGCAUCCAGUCUUCACUCCAGUCGACUACUGGAGUCACCAUAUCUGUGAAGGACGUCAACGAGCCCCCUUACUUCCCCACCAACCCCAAACAGAUCCGAUUCGAGGAAGGCGUUCCUACUGGCACCAGCCUGACCACUUUUUCAGCCUCAGAUCCUGACAGACUCCAGAUGCAACAGAUAAUCAGGUAUUCAAAGCUGAACGAUCCCGCAAACUGGCUGUCUAUUAACAGAACCAGCGGUCAGAUUGUAACAACUGGAAUGCUUGACCGGGAGUCCGUCUACGUAAAAAACAACAUAUACGAAGCUACUUUUCUGGCUACAGACAAUGGCUCUCCUGAAGCCAGCGGCAUAGGCACAUUGCAGAUCUAUUUGAUAGAUAUUAAUGACAACCCCCCGGCGCUCGUACCAAGGGAGUCUCAGAUCUGCGAAAGGAUGAACAAAAACGCCAAUGGUGUCAACAUCACUGCCGCCGAUGCUGACACGGAUCCCAAUGCUGGACCCUUUGUUUUCGAGCUGCCCAACUUCCCCAGCAGCAUCCGACGCAACUGGACCAUUGCACGGAUCAGUGGUGAUUAUGCCCGUCUCGCUCUUCGGUACCAGAUCUACUUAGAACCAGGAAUGUACGAGGUCCCUAUCAUUGUGUCAGACUCUGGCAACCCUCCGUUGUCCAACAGGUCUGUCAUCAAAGUGAAGGUUUGUCCGUGCGAUGAAAAUGGAGACUGUACCACACUUGGUGCUGUCGCGGCCGCUGGCCUGGGGACUGGAGCCAUCAUCUUCAUCCUAAUUUGCAUCAUCAUACUGCUGUGCAUGGUGCUGUUGUUUGUGGUAUGGAUCAAGCGCAGGGAGAAAGAGAGGCAGACGAAGCAGUUGCUGAUUGACCCUGAAGAUGACGUCCGAGACAACAUCCUCAAAUACGACGAGGAGGGCGGAGGAGAAGAGGAUCAAGACUACGACUUGAGCCAGCUGCAGCAGCCCGACUCUUUAGAACACAUCAUCAGCAAGCCACCUGGCGUACGCAGAGUUGAUGAGAGGCCCAUCAUCCCAGAGUCUCAGUACCCCAUCAGACCAGUUGUGCCCCAUCCUGGAGACAUUGGAGACUUUAUCCAUGAGGGUCUGCGGGCUGCAGACAACGACCCCACAGCCCCUCCGUAUGAUUCCCUGCUCGUUUUUGACUAUGAGGGCAGCGGCUCCACCGCCGGCUCAGUCAGCUCCCUCAACUCUUCCAGCACAGGAGAUCAGGACUAUGACUACCUCAAUGACUGGGGACCCCGUUUUAAGAAGUUGGCUGACAUGUAUGGGGGUGGGGAUGAUGAUUAAAAAUCCAGCCCUAUCUCUCACAUAUAUACACACACACACCCUCAACCCGUCAGCUGGCCUGCCAAGCUCUGUCUCCACAACACAGUGGGGCUAUUACACCCUUCUUGAACACACGUUAAAGAUGGCAUGCUCACACGGACCAACCAACCAAUCUAACAACCCACCACAGAGGAUCAGUGCCGUGAGUCACUUCCUGGUGCUCUUCUCAACCGGCUCCUGCUCUAAGCCUGUCUAAGACUGUACUAGAAGCUCUGAUUUGCAAGCUUUGUGUCAUAUCUACUCUCAAACUCGUGUACUUAUUUUGUCACAUCAGUUUUUGAAUUGUACACUUUGAUUAUUUUUUUAUGUCUGGUUUUAUUUCAGUUUCUAUUGCCUUCUUUUUGUCCUCAGUCUCGUUUGAUUCAGAAGAUUCCCUUUUCCGGGGGGAUUUCACUUUUCCCUCUCCGUCAGCCCCCCGCCCCGCCCGCCCGCCUUUCUGAAGGAGCUUUAGGUUGAGCUACAUGCUUUUUCUGAGGCAAACAAAAGAGAGAGAAAAGGUAACACAGAUAUGAAAGUCCUCUUUACAUGGAGGGUUUUGAUCCAUUCUUUCCUGAACUUGAAUUACUUAGAACAGAAGCACUGUUGUUUAAAAAAGUGCCUUCAGUGGUGGGUUUCUUUUAGCAGACUCCUGCUAACUCAGGAUUGGUUGCCAUUAUUUGGGCUAACAGGCCGUGACAUGACCCCAGACCCUUUAAUUCAGAUCUCCCUCGUCAUUUCUCCCGUCCGGCAGGGCCGUGGUAUCUGUGGGAGAUGUCAGUGCUGGUUUUAGAGGGCGCUUCAAGUACACAUACUGCACAUAGGCCUACAGUGUGUCGCUAGGUAACAGACAAAUCAUUAGGCUUUUUCAAGUCAAAUGUACCUGUGCCCCUAGAUCACAUUUAGAUUGACAGUGAUUGCUGAAAUCACAGAUACAUAUGAAAAGGCUGUCUUACAGAAAAAAAAUCAUCAUGUCUUUGUUUCUUGUAGCAACAGCAGCUGUGUUUGUUUUGCUCUCAGUGUGUGAGAGAUUGGGCUCGUUACUAAGCAUAAAGGUUGACAAGCUGUUGUUUCUGCAAUGUUGCUGGGUAUGAAGUGCUUAAAGAGGUUAUUUAGGAGCUUGGCUUUAAGAUCAUCCAAUAUUUGCAUAUGCACUCUUUCAGUCAAAGGUGGUUGAUUACCUUACAAUUUUUGUGAGAAACAUGUUGUGGAAGUAUAAACAUGAAAGUUACAAAUAUUACAAAAGGUACAACACAGCCAUUGCUGUGAUUUUAUCUUAUAAUUAGCUGCACCUUGAGUUACUCUCUAAUUUUACCCAAAUUAGCCCAUAUUGCUUUUCCUAUAACUUUAUGACAUAAACACUGCUACAGAAACUAGAGAUUCACAGUGAAAUUCUCCAAUUUUCAGCUUGUGCAGAUGACUUGUGAUCUAGUCAGUCAGAACUCACAAAAAUCUUACCUUUUCAAAUCAGUGAAUGUACCAUAUCAAACCACAGAAGUGGAAACACACUUAAUAUGUGGACGUUGUUACUUUGGAAAGAAGGCUCAAAGUUUGUACCAAUGAGGG
Messenger RNA from Xiphophorus couchianus (Monterrey platyfish), 4664 nucleotides. RefSeq names its product cadherin-4-like. The record is from RefSeq and is a predicted model, not a curated record. Gene Ontology annotation, cellular component: adherens junction; catenin complex; plasma membrane. Gene Ontology annotation, biological process: adherens junction organization; cell-cell junction assembly; cell migration. NCBI's taxonomy places the organism in Eukaryota, Metazoa, Chordata, Actinopteri, Cyprinodontiformes, Poeciliidae. The transcript is spliced from 17 exons. The coding region runs from base 279 to 3083 and encodes 934 amino acids. Gene Ontology annotation, molecular function: calcium ion binding; beta-catenin binding; cadherin binding.